Molecule: messenger RNA, 2493 nt
Organism: Penicillium canariense
Lineage: Eukaryota; Fungi; Ascomycota; Eurotiomycetes; Eurotiales; Aspergillaceae
Product: SLM1 family PH domain-containing protein
Exons: 3
Coding region: 1-2493 (830 amino acids)
Source: RefSeq, a predicted model, not a curated record
AUGGCUAUGGCCGCGCGGCCACAGACCCCCGUACAGGAUACAUACUCGAUCCCGCACCCCAACGACCCGGGAAUCAUGAGUCGCGGAUAUGGCACCAUUCGCUCCUCGUCGCGGCCCAGCUCCUACGCCGGCACCGGUUCGGCCUUCCACUACACCAACAGCCUUGACAAGCCCCAGGUCGCCCACAAUCCGCGGUUCAAGGAGGACUUUGAGACUGCCAGUCACCGCAGCUCAGUCGUGCUGGACGGCCCCUCCGGAGGGAGCGUCGGCGUGCAGCGUUCGGCCUCGCUCAUUUCGCCGGCCCCGUCCCCGGCCCGAUCAGGGACGCUGCGCAAGAAGGCCUCCCUGAGCAAGAAAGGCAGUCUGCGACGCAAUGGGAGCCGGCGCUCGAUGCGCGCGGGCAGUGUGAGGAGUCUCAGCUUAGGUGACCGCGAAAAGUACAACUCCGACGGGGCAGAAGAUGUCAAUAGUGCAUUUAUGAUUCCAAUUCCGACCAACGGCAAUCCGACAGAGGUACUGUCAAAUCGCUUUCAAGCCUGGCGCAAGAUCCUUAAGGAUCUGAUCGUUUUCUUCAGGGAAGUGCAGAAGUCCUACGAAGCUAGGUCAAAGCUAUUCCUCUCCGCCUCCCAUGUGAUGAACAACCAGGUCAUUCCCCCAGCCUUCCUGCAAUCCGGUGGCCUUGCCGAUGCGACCGAGAUUCUCCAACACUUCCACCGCCAGGGAUAUACCGAGGCCAACAAAGCCGUAGAGGUGGAGAUUGAGGUAAUUAGCCAAUUAACGGGUCUCCGGAGUGAUCUGCAGAAGAAGACAAAAGAGAUUAAGAGUCUCUCGGGGGAUUUCAAGAACACGGUUGAGAAGGAGAUCGACGGUACCCGCAAAGCUGUGCGCAACCUGCACGAGUCGCUGGGCAUGGUAGACACCGAUCCCUCUGCUACCUCAGGCAAGGGCGACCCGUUCUUAAUGCGCCUCAAUGUCGAGCGACAGGUUGAAAAGCAGAUUGAGGAGGAGAACUAUCUUCAUCGGGCAUUUCUAAACUUGGAAAACUCCGGCCGCGAACUCGAAUCGAUUGUCGUGAGCGAGAUUCAAAAGGCUUAUAAUGCCUACGCUAGUAUUCUCAAGCGUGAGGCCGAUGAGGCGUACGACACGGUCGAGAAGCUACGCGCAGGGCCGAUUUCUAUGCCCCAGGACCACGAGUGGAAUGCGUUUGUCGCUAACACAGAAGAACUUGUCGACCCCCGCAUCCCUCUACGGAACGUGGAGAAUAUCACCUACGCUGGCAAGGACCAUCCGGCAGCAGCAGAGGUUCGCGCCGGUAUGUUAGAGCGCAAGAGCAAGUACCUGAAGAGCUACACGCCCGGGUGGUACGUGCUUUCGCCGACGCACCUGCAUGAGUUUAAAUCGGCCGAUCGCGUGGCAUGGCAGACUCCUGUCAUGUCGCUGUAUCUGCCGGAGCAGAAGCUGGGAUCCCACUCGCAAGAGGAUUCCAGCUCCCACAAGUUCAUGCUCAAGGGCCGGCAGACUGGUGCCAUGCAUCGGGGUCACUCGUGGGUGUUCCGCGCCGAGUCCCACGAGACCAUGAUGUCCUGGUAUGAGGAUAUCGAGAGUCUCAUCAACAAAACCGGAGAGGCGCGCAAUGCCUUUGUACGCCGACAUGUGCGGAGUGUGAGCGGCCGUUCGAUUAACAGUGAGGUGUUGGAGGAUGACGAGGCCGAUCAGACCCCCUACUCUGCCGGGGCCGUGAUUCUGGGCCAGGAACGGCCCACAUCAGCCACCCGUCAGCCCGGCGGGGCCUUUCCGAGUGACGUCCAGAUCGACAGGCACCUGCAGGCGCCGUUAUCCCCAUCCAGUGGCGAUAGCUACGCUGGUCGGGAUAUGAUCGCUACGGCUGAAGGCCUUCCAGCUGAUACGGGCGCCGCGGGCUCCUCGCGAUUCUAUGGGGCCCACGAGUCCGCCACUGCGUCUCCGCAGGCCACCAAUGAUGGCUCGGCGGACCAGUCCCGAUCCCGGAUCAGCCGCCAUGACAGCUACUACGGCGACUGGAUAAGCCCUACCGCCAUCGUGGCCCAACAGAAGAAGAGCCGGCUGUCCGAGACGAUGAAUGCAGACGAUCGCGAGAUCCGGUCCGAGGGGGAUCAUAACUCCAUGGUCGCCGUGCCCGGUGUCCUAGAGGGCACUGACCGCCGUGAAUCUUCUGCUCCCCCGCAGAUGGCUCGCCGUGAAAGUGUAUCCACGGCGCCGACUAACACGAACAUCACGGACUACACCAACAACACUCUGGCCACUUCCGUAGACGAGACUCCUGAAUUCGCCAAGAACGGCGCUGCGGUCGCCAGUGGUUCAGUUCCAUCCAAUGGCCUCGAUGGAUAUGCCGUCACUGGUGCUGGCGGCACUGCCAAAACAGGACCGGAUUUAAGCCGGCCCAAGCAGGACAGCAUCGUGGCCAUCGACAUGAAGAUCCCCGGCCACUUCCCACGGACCAACGUGGCCGCAUAA